CAACGCUAUCAUGUCUUAAGUUCACGUAAUUGUGAAUCCAUUUGAUUGGCAGACAAUUAUGAAAACUAUUAAAUUUUCUAAAGUUUUACAAUCAAUGACUAAACUCUUGAUGCACUCAUUUGGUUGUGUUUUCUUGUAUUGAUAUGUAAUUUGAAUCAACUCUUCAACUCUUCAAUGAUUAUGAACUCUAAUGUUGUUUACGGAGCGAGUGUUUGUCAUAACGGCUCCGCAACCAGUGAUUACCAGAACUACCACCACAACCAUCCAGACCUGGCUUACUAUCAGGCUUCCAACGAAUUGUCCGCCUCGUCCAGCACUGGUAUCAUACCCGGAGCCACACCGACUGCUAGCCAUUAUGCGUCCACUCUUCACAUGUCAGCACCGGUGCAUCAGUUCGGCGACGGAAUUAUCAACGAAACCAAUGGAUUGAGUUAUACUAAUCUGGACACCCAGUUGUCUCAACCCAAUUAUGCCACUAAUCCAGUCCCACCACAUCAUCAAAGACUUAGUCAUUAUAGUGAUGCCCGUACGGGCUCUAUCGUAGCACAAGGACCCCCAUUAGGCCCACCUGUAGCUCAAGGCCCGCCACAACUAUCAGUCACACCAUCACAUCAAAGCUAUUCUCAUCAAUACAGGGAUUUUCCGCACAGCGAUGGCGGCCAGCUAUCGGGUGGUCAUCAGGAUAUGUUGUCUGCACUGUCAGACUGUGCCGUUAGGACUGGCAUUUCAGGCGCCCCAACGACAACACCGCAAUACCCAACCUAUUUGGACACAAGUUUGUUGACUCGACGGAACGGUAGUUCUGGACACCAGACGAGUAUCCAUUCGGGACAUUAUAGUGACGCUCAGCCAUUUGCGGACAUGACAUGCGGUCAGUUGAACGGCACAGCUUACCAUCUCAACCAUUUGGCAUCACAUCUGCACCACUCGCCACACCAUCCCCAUCAUCACCACCAUUCUGGUACUACCCGGCAGUCGCAAACCAAUUCAGUGAUAGCGGCGGCACCGGUGCCUCAGUACAAGUGGAUGCAAGUGAAACGAAAUAUACCCAAACCUAACAUAAACAAAGCGCCGGAAUUCAGUUUCAAUGGAGCGCCUCAAUCAGCGGUUGCCGUCUCUAACUGUGCCUCAUCUGCCUCUCUGGCAGCUGGUCUCGCGGCCAACAACACCGGCAGAACCAACUUCACCACCAAACAGCUCACGGAACUCGAGAAGGAGUUCCAUUUCAACAAAUACCUGACUCGCGCCCGAAGAAUCGAGAUCGCCACUGCCCUCCAACUCAAUGAGACCCAGGUCAAGAUAUGGUUUCAAAACCGGCGAAUGAAGCAAAAGAAGCGAAUGAAAGAAGGAUUAAUACCGUCGGACACAUCGACACCUCCGCCAUCAGGAACUACACAAAGCAACUCAUCGGUGACGGCCACACACUCGGACUCAUCCAACGGCGCCUCUCUAUCGCCAACUUCUCCCAAAUUAAGUGAUGGCUCUUCAGCCGCACAGUAAGCUCUCUAAAGCCAACCCUUUUGUGUACUUCUAAUGAUUUGAGUGACAAAAACCG
Molecule: messenger RNA, 1555 nt
Organism: Oppiella nova
Lineage: Eukaryota; Metazoa; Arthropoda; Arachnida; Sarcoptiformes; Oppiidae
Source: the annotation of a GenBank genome assembly